AUAAGACUGCGCCUUCUUCUGAUCAUAUCAACCCACAGGCGGCUCUGAACUUGACUUCAUCCUUCUUCGCCACCUCACUUCACAUUCAUCACGAAAGUGCAUUAUAAACCAGACGCCCAGACGUGAACCGUCCGUCUCUGGAACGGCUACGACACCAGAAUCACCACUCCAGUCCCCUCGGUGACGGCAACCACGGCACCUAUCUACCAUACUGCUUCAAUCCGGAGCCGUCCCAACCUCUCAGUCAUUCCUGGCAUCAUGGGGGGCAAGAUAACUCGCGCUCGGCACGUUUGUGAUGGCGAAGGACGCCUGUCGACCGCUUGUUGGCGAUUCGUGGCCAAGAUACCCUUCCUCCCCGUGAAAAACAAAGAAAAGAAAGAAGGUUCAGUGGAUCUCUGUCAGCGCUGCAAAGAGCUUGAUCUCGACGGCAUCUUCAAUGGUCCAUGUCCCUCCACAGACAGCGAGAUGGUUUUGUUUCUCGGCACACUCGAUAAGGAAUCUCCAUGCGCAUUAUGUCGAUUCUUCUACUCCAUGCGACGGCCAAGCCUCACUGGUGAAACGACGGACUUAUAUCACCUACGGAAGUACAGCCUUGGCCAUCUGUUAGACUCGUCAGAAUUCCCGGGUGCCACGUGGGCUGUUGAUUACGGUUGGGGAUCCGAUAAUUGGGUGGCUGGUCGAGAUUACCAUUUGCUAUCAAGAACGAUGGUUGACAGCUCUAGGCCAUUGUUUCUCCCACAAUCUCCGUCGUCGGACUACUUUGCACAGAUGAAGGCUGGGCCAUACCCGCAACCGACAUUGAAAGGUUUACCCGUCAACGAAACAUCUGUCAACUAUCCUUUACUGCGUGGCUGGAUCAAGGAGUGUGGGAAUCACCGAAAUUGCUCUUACACUAUCGGGUCUCACCACCUCCACGGACCACCAAUACGUGCGAUUGAUUGCACAACUCGAUUUAUCGUGAAUCUACGGCCUGGUGAUAGAUACAUAGCACUUAGCUAUGUUUGGGGUAACAAGCCGUUGCUUGAGAACAAAGGCAGUAGGUUUCUGCCAGCCAAUGCCCCAAAGGUUAUUGAGGAUGCAAUGGUUGUUAUCAAAGAGCUUGGCCAGCAGUAUCUUUGGGUCGACCAAUUCUGCAUCGAUCAGCAUGACGAGCAGGACAAGCAUGCUCAAAUCAGGAACAUGGAUCAUAUCUACGAAAGGUCUCAUGCAACUAUUGUAGCAUUUUCCGGACAUGAUUCAUCUUGUGGACUCCCCGGCGUUAGCAGCGUGCGGAGAAAUACUCAACCUCGGUUCACAUCUUCUAUUUUGACAUUACUAAGCUUCACGCCUAGCCUAACCCAACAAUCUUUCGAAGCUUCGAUUUGGAUGAAAAGGGGGUGGACCUUUCAAGAAGCCCUCCUCUCACGGAGAUUGCUUAUCUUCACUCAAGAACAGGUAUACUUCCACUGUUCGCUUGGGUGGUGGGUUGAAAGCAGCACUCCAAGACCUCGCAUGAUUUGCGGAUUCAAUAGGUCUGGCUUCAUUGACGUCCCUUACCCGACCAGGCAAGCGAUGCAAUCCAUUUCACCUUUGAUCAGGUUGCCUUCUCGAAGAUCCGGGCACCAAGUUCAAGUAAAGUCGGGACGUCUCCUUGAGCUUAUCCAAAGAUUUACGCAACGACAAUUGAGCUUUCAACUCGACGCGCUGGAUGCUGUCCGGGGCCUGCUUUCACGAGUCGAUGCUCUUACCUAUUGGGGGAUCCCCGUCCACGAGCUCCCUCAAAGCUAUAGAGCUAUCUUUAACUUCCACGCUUCGGAGGUGAAUGCUCUCUUUCUUCAAUGUCUCUUUUGGAUGCCCCUUCGUGCAGCUACGGGCACAGAAUACAUUGGCCGUCGUGAAGGAUUUCCAACUUGGUCAUGGCUCGGUUGGAGGACACCAGUCACUUUUCUAAAGUUCGACCGUGAUAACUGCUACAGCGAAAUUAAAUCGGGUGUCAAAGUUGAACGCACCAGCGGUAAACUUGUCUCGCUGCCUAAACUUGAUGAACUAUCAGACGACGAGGUGUACCGCUCAAGAGUCCUUCCCGAAAAAACAACUUAGCUGUGGAUGGA
Messenger RNA from Neurospora tetraspora, 2090 nucleotides. RefSeq names its product heterokaryon incompatibility protein-domain-containing protein. The transcript has a single exon. Lineage: Eukaryota; Fungi; Ascomycota; Sordariomycetes; Sordariales; Sordariaceae. Bases 259 to 2079 code for a protein of 606 amino acids. The record is from RefSeq and is a predicted model, not a curated record.